GAUGGCGUCAGCUGCUUCUUUUAAGAUCUAUCUACCACUGGUGGCUGCAACCAAUCUCUACCUUUUUGGUCAUUUGAUUGACUAUUUAUACUUCAGGUUUGGCUCCGUUGUCAAUGUUCUAAAAUAACCGUUAUACACGCUGGGCAGGACCCUCUUCAUCGGCUUUCAGCUUACGGGAACCCGUGGAAGCUCAAAGCUUUGAGCUCUCCAACCCUUCGUUCGCCAAUUAUUGUUCCGUUCAACCAUUGUCCUUGACUAUCCUCCCAACAUGGCUCCUUUACGUUUACGCAUCGAAGGCCAUAAAUUCUACGAUACACAUAAUCGGGAAGUGACUUUACGAGGGAUCAAUGUCGCAGGAGACGCAAAGUACCCUAGAAGACCGGACCUUCCGUCUCAUAUUGCCGAGGCCUUCUACGAUGGUGACAAUGUUUCCUUUGUUGGUCGGCCGUUCAGCGUAGAUGAAGCAUCGAUACAUUUUGGCAGGCUACGAAAGUGGGGUUACAAUACAAUUCGAUAUAUCUUUACUUGGGAAGCAAUUGAGCAUUCCGGACCGGGCAAGUAUGAUGACGAAUGGGUUGCAUUUACAAUUGAGGUUCUGCGCUUGGCUAAGCAGCACAAUUUCUACGUGUUCAUGGAUCCUCAUCAAGAUGUCUGGUCUCGAUUCUCUGGAGGAUCUGGUGCCCCCCUCUGGACAUUGUACGCCGCAGGGUUUAACCCCAAAAAUUUCAACAAGACUCAAGCGGCUCUGGUUCAGAACACAUGGCCUGAUCCCGCUUCGUUUCCUAAGAUGAUUUGGAGUACCAAUUACACUCGGCUUGUAUGCCAAACCAUAUUUACUUUAUUCUGGGCUGGAAGGGAUUUUGCUCCAAAAGCAAUAAUUGACGGUCAAAAUAUCCAAGACUAUUUACAAGGGCGUUUUAUCGCGGCCUGCAGAUAUCUAGCCCAGAAAAUUCAUGAGGCGGGAGAUCUAGAGGAUGAGGUUGUUAUUGGAUGGGAGAGUAUGAAUGAGCCAAACCGUGGACUAGUCGGCUACCAAGACAUUUCUGUUAUUCCCGCCGAGCAACAACUUCAAAUGGGCACAUCACCUACAGCAUUUCAGGCUAUUUUAACAGGAUCUGGGCGUGCUUGUGAAGAGACUACCUGGGAUUUUGGGAGUUUCGGCCCUCGCCAGACGGGCCGUGAACUCAUCGAUCCUGAAGGAGAGUCUGUCUGGCUGCCAGCUGAUUUUGAUGACACGGUUUAUGGUUGGAAGCGGGAUCCAGGGUGGAAGUUGGGCGAGUGCAUAUGGGCGCAGCAUGGAGUGUGGGAUCCUUCGUCAGACGAGUUGCUUCAGAAAGAUUAUUUCUCUAAAAACCCCAAGACUGGAGAACCUCUGAACUACGAUAGAUUCACCAAUACAUAUUUUGUUCAGCAUUACCGAGCUUACCGGGAUGCAAUUCGAAGUGUUCACCCAGGGUCAAUACUAUUUUGCCAGCCUCCGGAUGACGAUCCGAAUAUGGUGCAUGCUGUGCAUUACUAUGACGGGCUCACCCUUCUGACGAAACAUUGGAACCGUAUGUACAAUGUUGAUGUUAUCGGUGUACUUCGGGGUAAGUACAUGACUCCCGCAUUCGGGAUCAAAAUAGGCGAGACUGCAAUCCGAAAUUGUCUUCGAAACCAGCUCAAGUUUUUACGUGACGAGAGUUUUGAGAACAUGGGAGAUCACCCUCUGCUCUUUACCGAGAUUGGCAUUCCCUACGACAUGGAUGAUAAGCACGCGUACAAAACUGGCGAUUACAGUAGUCAGAUCAGCGCAAUGGAUGCGAAUCACUUCGCACUAGAAGGAAGCACCUCAAAUGGCUUUACAUUGUGGCUAUACAUGACUCAGAAUGACCACCAAUGGGGAGAUCAAUGGAAUGGAGAAGAUCUGUCAAUAUUUUCAAACGAUGACUACGAGCUUCCCAGCGCCGAGUCUCUCAAGGGUAGUGCAAGAAUGUCGCUGAACCGAAAUUCUCCAUCGUUCUCACGAAGUCGGAGUAUUGCUGACGGCGGGAAAGUGGCUGCCCAUAACAUCAGAACUGUUACUGAGUCACCAGUUAUAUCGCCCCAAUCAUCACGAACUCUAACGGAGCCUGAAGGAAAACCUGGUUUCAGAGCUGCCGAGGCCUAUGUUCGUCCUAGCCCAAUUUAUACGUGUGGCGAUCUUUUAAAAUACGAGUUUGAUCUCAAAAAUUGCACUUUUACUGUUUCAGUCAAUGCGGAAAAGCCGACUCCCCAGGAUGCGCCCACGGAAAUUUACUUGCCGGAGUUUCAUUUCCCCAAGUCGGAAACAGUCGUAUAUAUAAGCGGUGGAAAAUGGUCUAUUGAAACCCAAGAUGAGAUUUCUAGCUCCUUUCAAGUUCUGAAAUGGUGGCAUGCUGAGGGCGAUCAAGAUAUCAAAGUUGAAGGGGUCAAACAUAAGGCGAGUGAUCUACUUGCGAGCUAUGAGGAUGAGUCGUAUCUUGAGCAGUGCCAAAAGAAUAAUUGCAUGGUAAUGUAAUAUGCAGAUGAUAUAAGAUACUUUGUCUUUCGGUUUUACUUUAUGUUUGUUUCGUUACUAUUUACAUUGUUAGCGUUGGAAGCCUGUAUCAAGAAGCCCUUAGUAGGUCGCAUUGUGGUCAAAAUUUAAGCCGAUACCAUGUCAUCAUUAAUUGGAUUUUCU
Molecule: messenger RNA, 2680 nt
Organism: Talaromyces proteolyticus
Lineage: Eukaryota; Fungi; Ascomycota; Eurotiomycetes; Eurotiales; Trichocomaceae
Product: putative glycosyl hydrolase
Exons: 5
Coding region: 269-2518 (749 amino acids)
Biological process (GO): carbohydrate metabolic process; ergosteryl 3-beta-D-glucoside catabolic process
Molecular function (GO): steryl-beta-glucosidase activity
Source: RefSeq, a predicted model, not a curated record